AUGACAGCCAUAGCAACCAUAGCCUCCACUGACUUGGUGCUUCUGCUGAGAGAUGAUGUCUUUGUCGACUUUUUCAACACGUUCCUGAAUCUUCCCGUUUUUGGCCAGACACCCAUUUACAUCAGCAGUAUGGGCCGGUGGGACCUCUGGCCAGAGCUGCCGAGCCACCUGGUGAGAAAAUGCUCCUUCUGCAAAUCCAGCCUCUGCCUCCACCUCGUCCUCUGCCAGAAGCUUCUGGCUUUCAUUCGGUCGGGGGAAGCAGGGGAAGAACUGACCAACUUCUGGCUCACUACUGAAAGGCUCCUGGGGCUUGACGAGUCAGACACAAGGCAGAGGGACCUCUACCUGUCCUUGCUCCACAGGCUGAAAGCCACUCACCUGUGUGAAGGCUCCAGUGUCAUCACUCUCUGCAGAGCCAUCAUUGGGUCACUCCCAAAAGCCAGGCACGUUCCGCCCAUCAGCACCAGGAGGGAAAUCCUAAGAAAGAUGCAGGAACAGGCCCUUUUUGUGAUUCAAAGCUACUGGCUCCCUAAAUUCUUCAUCCACUGCAAGAUGCACAUGGAAGAAGAGAAAUUAUGCCAGCCUCUGCUGCAGGAAUAUCAGGAGCAUUUUUUACAGAUACCAUCCCUGAAAAAGCCAAUCGAGACCUUGAGUUUCCUUCCCUGGGCCCUUAGCGCUGAGACCUGCGCAGGACGGCCCUUCAGGAACUUCCUAAAGUGCCAGGACCUGUCCAUGGAGACCCAUCUCCUGGACCUGUGGCAUGACCUGGAAGAAUUUCUGCCCGUGGUGCUGGACCCUAGCCGAGAAAACAGUUUCUUCCUGCGUCAUUUGAUCGGUGAGAAGAUAUGCAAGACCUACCUGCAGGAGGGCACCACUCCACAGCUUCCCUUGGAGACCAGGACUCUCAGGAGCUUGCGGAACCAUCUGAUGUCUGGAGAAUUUUCCCCUUGGAUAUUCAGAGCCCAGAAGGAGAUUUGCAAGGUGCUCUGCUGCUUCUACGAGGAAUUUCUGGCUGAUGAUGACAGGACGUUCCUCCAGUUUAUGUCUCCGCAGAGCGAUGUCCCGAUGCCCAAGAUGCAAGGCCACGCUGGUGGGAAAGACAAACGUUUCCUCCUGUCCCAGCGGAUAAACGCGUCCUUGAAGCUGAGCCAGGCCUUGCAUGGCACCAGGAACCUGGAAGCUCUCUCUGCCAAGCACGUGCAAUUAAUUGCCACUCGGGACCUCCGGAAAGGGGGCUCCAUCCAGGCAGAGGUGGAACUUCUCCUGUGCAAGACUGCUGUGGAGAACAUGAAUAAAAAGAAGACGACCGUUCCUCUGAGAAAAACCAAAUCAAGCACAACCACUGUUGUAGUAGAGAAGCCAUCUAGAAGACCCAGGCACUUCAUAAAAGUGCUGCACAACACUGACCACUUGCAAUACUUCAAGAAGUUCCUUGAGGAACGUGAUGCAGAUAAACCACUGCAUUUCUGGAUAGCCAUGGAGAAACUGGUCACAGAGACCAAUCCCAAGACAAAGAGCUUCCUCGUUAACAGCAUUGUCAGAAAUUUUUUCCAUGGUGAAAUCCCAGCUGAGGAACAGCUAGACUGCCAAGCUCCUAUCAUCAAAGAAAUUAGUGAAGCCAAAGCAGUCAGCCCCUUCAUGUUGAUAACAGCACAGAUCUUUGUCCAGAAAGCAAUGGAAAAACGAUGGUUUAAGGAGUACCAGAGCCUGUUCCCCCCGAGCGAUACGCCCAAGUCCAACCUUCGUCUGCGGCAUGGGAUGGAAAACUUCAAGACAGACAAUCUGCAGUGGGCCUGGUAUGCCAUCCAUGACAUUGUCAGGAGCCUCUGCAAGUUCCGGAGGGAGAUGAACAACGACAAAUGCCGCCUGGAGUUCGAGGACUUUCUCCGUAGGGAACUAGGAAAUGAGGAGGAAACCUCUGCCAGGACCCCACCAGACAAGGAGGUGGGACUAGUGAGACGUCACCUGUUUAACGGCCAGCCCAUUACUGUCAACUUCCUCGUGGAUGACCUCCGCUUUUAUCUGGAGAUGGACAGACUGGCUGAUUCAGUUGAAGCUUUGGCAGCCUGCAACAUGCAGUCAAAACAGGAAGUUGCCUUUCUCAAAAAGAAAGCUGCCAUCAUCAGCAAACUCUUCCUGAACUCUGAUAUUCCCCCCAAACUGCGGGUGAACAUCUCUGAAGAAGAGAGAGAUUUAAUCUGGAGUUUAUCUUCCAAGGGGAUACUGAACCGUGUCCUCUACCACAGGGCCAAGGUCAUCAUCUUCCCCAUCCUGAUGCACUUCUGGAGAAGGUUCUGCACCUGGAAGGUGAUGAGAAGCUUUCGGGUAUCCACAAAGGACAGGGUGCCAAUCUCCUUGCCUAGUACAAAAACCUUCCCCAAAUCAUCUGUCAUCCGCUGUCCAG
Merops nubicus (carmine bee-eater) is the source of this 2404-nucleotide messenger RNA. It is a transcript of the gene RGSL1, whose product is annotated as regulator of G-protein signaling like 1. The record is from RefSeq and is a predicted model, not a curated record. The transcript has 18 exons. NCBI's taxonomy places the organism in Eukaryota, Metazoa, Chordata, Aves, Coraciiformes, Meropidae. The annotation marks the transcript as partial.